Molecule: messenger RNA, 1834 nt
Organism: Belonocnema kinseyi
Lineage: Eukaryota; Metazoa; Arthropoda; Insecta; Hymenoptera; Cynipidae
Gene: wcd
Product: U3 small nucleolar RNA-associated protein 18 homolog
Exons: 7
Coding region: 136-1719 (527 amino acids)
Biological process (GO): rRNA processing
Cellular component (GO): Pwp2p-containing subcomplex of 90S preribosome; small-subunit processome
Molecular function (GO): protein binding
Source: RefSeq, a predicted model, not a curated record
ACAAACUGUUUCUUUUAUGCUUCUCACGUAUUGUCACCGUGUAGUUUUGACGAAGUUUUUCGAAGUGACAAAAAGUUUCUAUAAACUUUUGUGGAUAAAGUACUGAAAGUCGAAAAGCAGAAUAUAAAUACGAAUAUGGAAAAUAGUGACGCUAAAAAAAGUUAUGCUGAAAAACGAAAAUUGUCACUUGAUGAUGCCUCGUUGAACAAUGAAAAUGAUUCUCUGAAGAAACCUGCUGUUUCUUCAAAUAAAGGGCGUAAAAAUAGAUACAAUCCUGAACUUGAAGCUCGUUUGGAAAGGGAAGUUUUUGGAGAUGCAACAGAUGUAAUACAAAAUCUGUUAAGAGAAGAAAAUUCCAAAUCAAUAAAAAGAGAGGAAAUACCUGUUGUUACAACUAGAAGCGAUGAUAGCGAAUCUGAUAAUAAUUUUCACUUUUCUGAUUCCGAGGAUCAAGAAGAAUGUGACUCUGAUGCAAGCGAUUCCAAACAUAUAAAAGAAAAAGCAUGGAUAGACGAGGACGAUGAUAGAUAUUCAGUCGACAAGGCUUUCAAUGCGCAAAAUCGAAAAUUACCAGACGGUCGGCCUGAGAAUAAGUAUAGUGAGCUAUUACACAAUAAAUUUUCCGACGUUUUCGGCACUCCUAAAUGGGCUGACCUUAAAAAAGAUGAAGACGCGGACUCCGAGGAAUCGGAUAGUGAAAUUUUAAAGCACAGCAGUCAUAAAGUAGCUCCUAAAUCCAAAAAAUUACGGAAAGGUACAAUUGAGCUGAAAGCUGUCACAGACAUUAAUAGAAAAACUCAUAAUGAGGGGCCGUAUAUCACAAGCGUACAAUUUCAUCCUACUUCUACUGUAGGAUUAGUCGCUGGAUCAUCGGGAGUGCUAUCUCUCUUUGAGAUAGAUGGCAGAGAAAAUAGUAAGUUACACAGUUUAAAGUUCCAAAGAUUCCCUAUUAGUGCUGCUCGUUUUUUGAAAGAAGGGACACAAAUUGUUGCGGGUUCAUUGAGUCACGCUCAUUGUUUUACAUACGAUUUAAUGAGUGGGAGCACACGAAAGACAGCAUUGCCCCACGGGAUAACGAACAUGAAGAAAUUUGAAGUUUCUCCGGAUGAAAAGUAUCUGGCAAUCUGUGGAAGACUUGGUGAAAUACACAUAUUGUCGAGUAUUACGAAGGAACUGAUUCGUACAAUUAAAAUGAACAAAAAAUGUAAUGCCCUAGCCUUUACUCCAGACAGUCAAAAGCUCAUUACACACGGUGAAUCUACCGAGAUGUAUGUAUGGGAUAUGAGAAACCAAUCGUGCAUGCAUCGAGCUAUCGACGAUGGUUGUUUAUCCGCUGCUUCCAUCGCAAUUUCAGCAAGCGGUCAGUUCCUUGCGACUGGAAGCAAACAAGGCGUGGUGAAUGUUUACGACACGAACUCUGUGCUGCAAAAAAAAAGUCCGACACCCUUGAAAAUUCUUUUAAACUUGGUUACAUCAAUCACAAGUUUAAAGUUCAAUCCUACCUCCGAAAUGUUAGCUGUUUCUUCUUCGAAAAAGGCAAAUGCUUUUAAGUUAAUGCACUUACCAUCUUUUACAGUGUUCUCUAAUUUCCCGACGUUCCAAACGAAGAUGUACAAUCCUUUAGCAUUAGAUUUCUCGCCUGGCAGUGGAUUUCUAAGUGUCGCUAAUAAUAAGAAUCAUGCUUAUUUGUACAGGCUAAAACAUUACGGAAAUUAUUAAGUAUCUCUUCCGUAAUCAGCGUGUUUUAAUUCAAUAACUGAAAUAUAAUAAAUAUAAUUUUUGUACAGUAUAGGAUGUUCAUUUUUAAAAAUAAAAAUGUACACUGGAAAUAAAA